Messenger RNA from Sinocyclocheilus rhinocerous, 969 nucleotides. Its product is annotated as zinc finger RNA-binding protein-like. The transcript is spliced from 5 exons. Gene Ontology annotation, molecular function: single-stranded RNA binding; double-stranded RNA binding. Gene Ontology annotation, cellular component: precatalytic spliceosome. NCBI's taxonomy places the organism in Eukaryota, Metazoa, Chordata, Actinopteri, Cypriniformes, Cyprinidae. The coding region runs from base 181 to 576 and encodes 131 amino acids. The record is from RefSeq and is a predicted model, not a curated record.
GUCCUUGCAGCGUCAGAGAAAGACCCUCCGGAUGUUCUCAGCAGGACCAAGUGCCUCGAGUAUUUAGCAUCUCUGCGACAUGCUAAAUGGUUUCAGGCUCGGGCGAACGGUCUUCAGUCUUGCGUCAUCAUUAUUCGGGUUCUGCGGGAUCUGUGUCAGCGCGUACCUACCUGGGGCAAGAUGCCCGACUGGGCCAUGGAGCUGCUUGUUGAAAAAGCCAUUAGCAGCGCAUCAGGUCCACUCAGUCCCGGAGAAGCUCUGCGGAGGGCCCUCGAAUGCAUCGCCACCGGGAUUCUCCUGCCAGAUGGUCCAGGUCUUCUCGACCCGUGUGAGAAAGGUCAAACAGAUGCUCUGGGAAGCAUGUCGAAACAAGCUCGGGAGGACGUGACCGCUAGUGCCCAGCAUGCGCUGCGACUGCUGGCUUUCCGUCAGAUCCAUAAAAUCCUCGGCAUGGGCUCACUGCCGGUCUCAAAGGCCGGAGCUCGAAACCGCAAGAGACGACGCGACGGCAGCGACACCGGCGAGGGAGAAGCCGACGGAAAGAAGGAUAAAAAAGACGAUUCUCACAUCCCUUGAGACGUCUGCGUAAUCUUCGCAAGCUGUUAUGUCUUUGCAAAUGUAUAAAUAUCACUCGAAGAGGAAAAAAUACAACAUCCGAUGGUUCCGUUUUUCAAAAGAACAAGAUAUGGAAAAAACGUAGUCGUUCCCCUUUUAUGAUGCAAUAUGUCUUUCUAAUACAUCUGAGCUGAAAAUAGGCCGAAAUGCAGCAGCCGCAUCCCUUUUUCAGAGCAUCAGAUGAUGAGUGAAUGUCGCUAACGAUCAGCGACCAAAAUAAUACAUAAAGUUACUGAACGUCAAAUUAGCUCUAUUAGGCACUUUGACAUAUUAAUGGCACUUAAUUAAAAGCUUUAAUUAUCCAGACACAGGCCAGUCUUUUUUGUUUACAUCUUAUAUAUAUAUAUAUAUUUA